Racocetra fulgida is the source of this 705-nucleotide messenger RNA. Lineage: Eukaryota; Fungi; Glomeromycota; Glomeromycetes; Diversisporales; Gigasporaceae. The record is from the annotation of a GenBank genome assembly.
AUGAUAUUUGGAGAUUAUGGGGCAUUAAUUUUUGUUAUCGACGCCCAAGACGAUUAUAUUGAAGCUUUAAAUCGUCUUCAUCAUACUGUAACACGAGCAUAUAAAGUCAACCCUGAACUUUCUUUCGAAGUGUUUAUACACAAAGUAGAUGCGUUGUCUGACGAAUACAAAAUUGAUACUCAACGCGAUAUUCAACAACGAAUUACAGAUGAAUUGGCAGAUCAUGACUUGGAACAUGUUCAUUUAAACUUUUAUUUAACCAGUAUUUACGAUCAUUCAAUUUUUGAAGCAUUUAGCAAAGUAAUUCAAAAACUUAUACCUCAAUUGCCAACCGAUGAAUCAUAUGACGAUCAAUCACAAGUUGAUACCAACGGUUAUUCUGGCAACUAUGAAACUGCAAAUGAUGCAUCAUCAUUGAUUAAAUUAAAUAAUGGAACGAUAUUGUGUCUCAGAGGAGGACCGUUAUCAAUUAUACCUGUUACUGAUUGCGACAUAUUUUUUUAUACACAUACCUUAUUUAUUAAAACCAGAUUUCUCGCGCUGGUUUGCCUUCUUCGGGCUGAUAAUUUUGAAAAGCACGGAUUAAUAGAUUAUAAUUUUCAAUGCUUUAAAGAAGCAAUAGCAGAAGUGUUUGAACUGAAGCGUCGUAAUGCAGAAAGAGCUAAACAUGAAAGGAUGGGAUUAAUAGAGAAUGUAGAUGAUAAC